Messenger RNA from Diaporthe batatas, 6437 nucleotides. RefSeq lists its product as uncharacterized. Gene Ontology annotation, molecular function: protein binding; sterol binding. The record is from RefSeq and is a predicted model, not a curated record. Gene Ontology annotation, cellular component: endoplasmic reticulum membrane; Golgi membrane. Gene Ontology annotation, biological process: SREBP signaling pathway. Bases 2784 to 6167 code for a protein of 1127 amino acids. The transcript is spliced from 3 exons. Lineage: Eukaryota; Fungi; Ascomycota; Sordariomycetes; Diaporthales; Diaporthaceae.
AUAAAGUCGCAUCGAUGAGGGUGUGGUGGGUGCAGAACCGUCAGGAGGGUUAAGGCCCGGGUUGUCGGGUUGUCGGGAGGGACGGAGAACCCAAUCAGAGGAGGGGUUGGGGCAGGCUAGCGGUCCAGUUACAGGGCACUGGGUCGCGGGGUUACGGCAAAAUCGGCUGAUGAUAACCCAAAGUGGCCUGACAAGAGGGCGGCUGCUGGGUCCUCAGCAGGGCUGCAACUGGGUCUAGGAGCCGACAGGUUGCUUUUCGGCGCCCAAGGCUGUGUUAUGUAUGGCAGUUUGCGGCCACAAGACGGCAAAUCAAGGCGGAACCCGGAAGACGGUUGGGGUUGAGGGAGGUGGGAUGAUAUAAGACCGGCUGGAGAUCCUGUCGUCGGAUGUCGAUGUGGCCAGGCAGCAUACUCACCACCAUCGACCCGAGCCAUGACGAGCCGUGACGAGCCGUGACCAACGCCGUCCCCUCUGCCAGUGGGCCCCAAGCCCAAGACGCGUGACUGUGAUGUGAUGCGCCGAGGGCACGCUCGACACAGCCGCCGCCAUGGAGGACAGAAGGACGGGCAAGCAUGGAGCACUGGAGGGGAUGUGAUAAAAGUGAGUGGCGACGAGAAAUGGCAAAGCCCAUGUUGUGUGGCGUGAAGGUCGGAAGACCUGAUCACAUCGAUACCUACCCCGAGCCACUGCCUCGCCUCUCAGAGUUUCUCGCCAAGGAAGGAAGGCUCUUUGGGUUUCUCAAGACAGUUCACUCGUGGUCACGCCACGGCUGCUGGCCAUCCAUGCCGAAGUACGGAGUACAUACACACACACGCUCGCUUUCCCCCUUGACCACUCUCAGCGCACUCACCUCUCUCUCAACUGCCUCACAUCCUCUGCCAUCGUCAUCCAUCAUUGAUACCGUCUACCGCUCCUCCUGAGCAUCGAGGCACCGGGGUCUGUGUGAGCUGAGACGAGGCGAAGCUGCACGUCACAACACGGCACAGGACAGAGGACACAGGAUACAGGCCAGCCGAGGACUCGGACACCGAUCGCCAAGGCACCACCGCACUCGUCGGAAUCUGGGGAAGACUGGGGAGACCGCAAACCCUCGAGCCAGUGUAGCAUUCUGCACCUGCCAGUUCGUUCCCCUUGCGCGUCCGUGCCCCACCCAGCCCAGCUGCCCAGCUGGCCCAGCCAGGACAAACUCUGAGUCUCUUCCUCAUCCUGGCCGACUCAAUACGCAAUACGGGAUCCAUUUCAUCGCUACGAGCUGUCUCCUAGUCUCCCCGUGGGGCUGGGGGGCCUGGCCUGUGUGACUGCAUAGCAGCACGCCCUGGCCACGGCUGAGCUACCACAGCUGGGUGCGACUGUCUCCAAGCUCCGUCUCCAAGCUCCGUCUCCAACCAGAGCCCCGAGGGGGUGAGAACAAAAAAAAAAAAAAAAAAGACACAGCACCAGCUGCUACGAUACACACACACACGACACCCCUGCAUGCGCCUCCGCCCCCACCCCCACCCGCGACGUCAACUCGUCCAGAUCCCUCGAUCCUUGCCUGCCAUACCAACUAGCAAAACCACCCGCCGCCGGGGGCGACCAACCAGCACCUGGCACCUUUUGAAGCCCAAGGCGGUUUCGCAUCCAGUCUCCCGCAGACCACCGACAAUUGCGGAAUAGUCGACCUGGGGUACUGACCACGAGCCUUUCGUUUUGCUUCGCAUCUCACCGCACCAUACAUCGCUCCAUACAUCGCUCCAUAUCGCCCUCGCGCCUCACCACCCCGGCCCCAUCGCAACCCGCAGGCCCAUCCCUACUCGGAACAGCCUUCCGAUCCGUGGCUGCGGUCGUUUCGGCCUUUCCCAUCUCCCCUAAGCUUAGCUGUUCUUUUUUACAACCCCCCUUCUCCGCUCUACCGUUCGAUCCGUGCCUGUCGCAUGCACACGCAGAGUGCAGCUGCUGUGUAGUUACAAGACAGUUCUGGCCCAUCGACACGCCAGCAUCGACAGGAACCCACCUCUUCCUGCCCGUUAGCAGCCCGGGGCCUCAAGGGGCAAAGAAGCUUGCUUCCCGUGCGCAAAACGCGGAGAGCCGCGACGAUACCAAGCUCCGCCGCCGCCGGCUCGCAUCAGCUCGGCUUGCUCAUCUUGACUACACCAGACAGCAGCAUUCGGGCCAUUGUGCACAGAGUCGUCCCGUGCCGGCCGUCUCGAGAGCCCACACAGCACUCGGCUGCUCUGCCGUUGUCAUUGGGCGCUGGGACCCCUCGCUAUCCAUUUUCCGGUGGGCCUUGGCGCCGUGUCGUCUCCCUUGGGCCGGGUCCAUGGUGCCGCACACCAGCCGAUCCACUGCAGCUUUUAGACUCCAGCCCAUCAGUCCCAGACGAGCGAGCCCGCCCCAAUCUUUCGCAACGGCCGCCCUGCACCACGAGACCAUUAAGGUUCCGUUCUCCUCUCGCGCGGCGGAAUCCUCCUCCUGUCUCCCGCUGUGACUGGGUCUCAGCAGCCUCAGAGGACCCAGCUCGAUUGUCUUGUCAUCUUUCCCAAUCCCUCCGCCACCCCGGAGCAUCAACUCUCAAGUCCGUCUCACAGAUCUCGUGUGUCCACCCUCGGCCGGUCCUAUAGUCAGUUGCUGCAUCAACAAGCCAACGCAGCCAGACCGCUCUCUUCAUGUUGUGCUAGUCUUGGCCCUGUCCGCACACACACAAGUUUCGCCAUCUUCGCGCCAAGCAUGAGCUGUCCACCGUUUGCCCCUCGCUCUCCUAACUUCCGCUUGACCCUUGGGCUUUCUCGGUGAACCUGCUUGUGAUGAUCUGGUAUCUCCUCUACCCGCUCAGAGGGACGACCGAGGCCCCUCUGUUGCCACCAACCCACCCGCUUCGUAGCGCAUUGACCAGAUAUGGGAGAUACGCUGCACGGCAUGUCCUCGCGACGCUGCUGAUAUCUGUGGCCGUCGCCGGUUUCCUCAUCUACCCUUGCCCCUUUCUCUACACGACCGACUACACCGUCGCUGCACCUAACCUUCCGCUCCAUGUCUGGACCGAUGCCCAGCCUGUCGACGACAGGCCGGCUGCCCAGCCCGAUGUCAUCAUGCGCACGAUUUGGGUGCACGGGAGCUAUAUGAAAGCCCUCGACCGCGACGUGCUCUUGGGCGCCCUGGAACUGCAGGAUGCGAUACUGGGGCCUACCACCGACUUCGAUCCCCGCCAGCCCACCGGUGGCGUUCCUCAGCUUGAACCGGGGGCCGACCUCACCAAACAGGAGAGAGACGCAUUCCACGUCAUCAACGGCCUCACGAACCAGUCAUGGUUUUUCCACUCUCCUCUCCAGUACUGGGCUUGCGACGCCGACAACAUCGCGCGGGAUACGGACUUUAUCAACACGGUCAACGAGAAGAAGACACAGCCAACUUCGGUCAAUGUGACUCUGCGGCAUUCCAUAGUCUUCAGCGGCAAGAAGUUUGAGGACAGGCGGCUGAUCGCUGCCGAUGCGCUGGUCAUCACCCUGCUCCACCUCCAAGACUCGCCCGUGGGCAAGCAAUGGAGGAAGAAGACUGCAGAGUCUGCCAAACUCAUGGCAGAUAAGUGGGACGUUUUCCCGAGGGAUGGCGUGACAGCUGGCUCUCAGCUUUUCGAGUUCCAGUUUCGCCCUAUUUCUAUCCAGGAUGCCAUCCUGCUGUCUUUGGCUUACUUGCUGACAACCACUUACUUCUUGCUGAGCCUCUCCAAGAUCAGGGCGGUCAAAUCCAAACUGGGCUUGAUCGUAACUGUAGUCGCACAGAUCAUAAUGUCGAUCAUGUCCAGCUUGACUGUGUGUGCUCUCUGCAGGAUCGAUCUCUCCAGGAUUCCGAGGGCCGCCUAUCCUCUAGUCCUUAUGGCGAUGAGUUUGGAGAAUGUCUUUCGCCUGAUCAACGCCGUCAUACUCACCCCGUCCGAUCACAACACCAGCAGCCGCAUUGGCUAUGCCUUCGGCGAGACGGGUCAUGUGGCGCUUGCUAGCGUGGCCCAGAAUCUAUUGAUUCUCUGGGGCCUGGCCAAGGUGGUCUCCUCCGGCGUGUCCGCAUUCUGCACCUUUGCAGCCAUCGCAAUCCUAUUUGACUUCUUCUAUCUUUCGACGUUCUUCCUCUCUGUCCUCAGCGUUGAUGUGCGCCGGACUGAACUCGGCGAUGCGCUGGAGAAGGCGUCUAUCAUGAACAACCGUCUGACUCUAGAUGGCCCACCGCGCCAGUCCAUUGUCGAUGCCAUUCUGCAGGGGCGUAUAGCACUAUCGACGCGUAUCGCGGGGACCGUCGUGAUGCUGGGCUUCGUGAUAGUGGCACAGUGGCACUUCUUGGAGAGCGGAGACGCAAAUAGCCCUGCAGGGCUUUGGCGACAUUUCUGGCGAUCCCACAGCGCAGAAGAAUCACCUCCUUAUGCUCAGAUACACCAAGCCCGGAGCCCAAGAUCCUGGCUGCGUCUGCAAGACCACGAAACGGCCAAAGAAGUUAUCAACGUCAUCAAGCCCUGGGCUCACAGCUACGUUGCUCGCGUCCAUGACCCGGUGGUAUUCGUGCUCAAGGGCGCUAAUCGGAACCCACCCGCGGGCGUGCGCUGGUUUCCAGACGCAGUCUAUGACUUCACACACCAUCAGAUCACGCCUUUCAUAGUUUCGGUACUCAUUCUGGUGGCGAUGGUCAGGCUCCUAAUGAACUACCUACUCUGGGAUGAAAUGGCGGACGUCAGGGGUGAGGAUGAUGUCGACGAGGUGCCUCUUGUCUCUGUCAAAAGCUUGGCUAAUGGGCACCAUCUGGACAUCGCGAGGCUGUUGGUCGCUCCCGACAGCCACGUGGUGUCCGCUGGGCUUGACCGAAAGAUCAGGGUGUGGGACCUGCAGUAUGACUUUGCAAGUCACGAUGUAGAUAAGCCCAGAUCCCCGAUGGACAGCCCGUUCCCUAUACAGGCGAUGGCAGUCGACAGUACGUCUAAUUGGCUGGCAAUCUUGUCGACGUACCGGGUCCUGCUCUGGAAUCUCUCCAAACAGGAAUGGGGUCCUUCGGCCCCUGUGGAUCUAUACGGACAGAAGCCGGAGGCCUUCUUCUUCGGGCCCACCAGAAACAACUCCCGUCUUUCGAUUAUCAUCGUGAGACGGAAUGGGACCAUGACUGAGAUGUUUCCCGAUAUUCUCGAGCACUCGGACCAUUUGAUCUGCAAAAGCCCUCUGAUCUCUGCUGUAACCAUCGCGGAAAAGCCAACGUCUCUCCAGUCCGAGCCACGCCUUUCCAUUGUAACUCUGUCACGACGCUCCUGCAUACACCGUAUCGACUACGUCGACGGCCUGUGGGUAUCUUCGGAGGCGAGAAUCGUUGGUAGCACCCUCAAGGAGCCGCAGGCCCUGUUGCCUGUCCAGGGCUUCGCGUCUUACAUGGUCGUCGGGAGUCAAGACGUCGACCUCGUCGAUCUCUACUCGUCUAGGGUCAUGCACACUUUCCAGACGGAGGUGAUACAGCCCAAGUCUCUCAAGUUUGUGUAUCAGGGCCAAAGAUCCGGCCCGUGUGGUCGAGGAACCAUCACUUCUCUGACACUUGCCUACCUGGGCGGAGAGGAUGCCGAGUGCGUACUUCAGACUUACCUGCCAGGGGAAGAUUAUGACAACAUCUGUUUCUCGGACGUGUCGGGUGCGCGCGUACGGUCUAGUUGCGUGUGGGCGGAAACCAGGCUCAUUACUCGGCGGAUACUCAACCCUGGUGCAUGGACACCAUUACGGAACGGUUGCUUCGUUGGCAUCAGGAGGAAGGAAAGAGAAGAUCGAGGCUCUCCGAUGAGAGAACGACUCCCAGCGUUUGCGCAAUCUGGCCUCCGCAGACGUGGACAGGCCGACUCCUCGCCAAGAAGAAACAAGGCGGAAGAAACUUGGGAGAUUUGGGUUAUAAGCGGAGUGGAGAAGGACGGAAACGUCGAGACCACACCGUUGGUCGCGCCGGACGACCCUGCCGGGCUGAUAAUAUCCACCCUUGGACCUACGACCAAGGUCGGCUACAGCAGUGCCGCUGUUGGCUUUGGAAACGUGGUCAAAAUCAUCACAGUCGGCCACGAGCGAUUCGACAACGUGGACGACGAGGCGGCCGAUGAUAUCAACUUGACAAACAGGCGGAGAAGAGCACCACAUUCCAGACCUAGAGCAUCGUCCUCGUCGUACAAGAAAUACCAGCGUUGAAAUGGAGUUUUGGGGUUGUAAUAUUACAGAACGGCAGGUCCCGGGGUUUGCUACAGAAUACCAGAGAUACCAAUGGGCAUUAUACAAGGAGCACGGUGGUUGUGAUUUGAAGAUAAACGGAAACGGGGAAGGAACAACAUAUAUAUUGCUUUAUCCAGCAUGUUAUUGUGUUAUUUUCUGGUUAUGUCUACUCUUUGUCGUAGGGGUACCACCAAUCUCACGAUAGCUGUGGCUCUAUGUUUGCACCUAGCUAGCCAGCUGCAAUAGUAC